Perca fluviatilis (European perch) is the source of this 3276-nucleotide messenger RNA. RefSeq lists its product as uncharacterized. Lineage: Eukaryota; Metazoa; Chordata; Actinopteri; Perciformes; Percidae. Gene Ontology annotation, molecular function: transmembrane signaling receptor activity. Bases 48 to 2324 code for a protein of 758 amino acids. The transcript is spliced from 20 exons. The record is from RefSeq and is a predicted model, not a curated record. Gene Ontology annotation, cellular component: plasma membrane.
AAAUUAGUUUGCCAGGUGGUUUUGUCUGAUUUUGCUCACUUACCAACAUGGCUGUUCAUCUCAGAGUUCUUCUCAUCCUCACCGGAUUCACAGGAAUUCACAGCAUAACUACAGUCAGUAAAGUGUCAGCGAAGGCUGGAAGCUCAAUUUCUAUCCCAUGUCUUUAUGACUCAAAGUACAUAAACCAUGUGAAAUACUUGUGUAAAGGAUAUUAUUGGAGCUCCUGCUCCUAUAUAGUCAAAACAAACCAACAAAAUUCAGGAAGAUUUUCAAUCUCUGACGACAACACCCGAAGAAUCUUCACAGUGACUAUAAAAGAACUGGCAGAUGAGGAUACUCAUUAUUGGUGUGCUGUGGAGAUUAAUGGAGGGGCAGAUGUCAAAGAGUAUUUUCACCUGUCUGUCACCAAAGAUACACCACAUCUCUAUGUGGAUCAUCAGGAGGUUACAAGUUUGAAUGGAGAUAAUAUAAGCAUCAAUUGUUCCUAUAUUAACACUGGAGAAACGAAGUGGUGCAGGCUGGGCAGAUCCUGUGUGACGGGGUGGUCUGGAUCAAUAGAUGGAACAAAUGUGACCAUCAGUGAAGGGGCCCCCAGUGUUUUUACUGUGACUAUGAGUGGACUGAGGACAGAGAGCAGCGGCUGGUAUUGGUGUGCCAAAGGAGACUUACAGAUGCCAGUGCAUGUAACUGUUUCAGAGAGACCUACCACUAUAAGUACUACCACAAUUGGAACAACAAGACGUUUAACCAAUCCUAAUCACAUCCUUGGAGACGGACGGCAGAGUGCUUAUACUCACCUAAAGAGCCUCAUCAUCAGUCUGAGUUUGCUGAUCUCUAUAAUGGUGGCCUUGUUGAUCUGGUUUAUGUUGAGAAGACACAAACAGACCAAAGCAGAAUCAUCAGCCACGACAACGGCUGAAGAGGAAGUAACAUACAGUAUUGUUAAACACAAGACAAAAACUUCAAGCCAGGCUGAAGAGGAGGAAACAUACUGUAAUGUUGGGAACAUGAGAAAAACAUCACCCCAGGUUGAAGCAGAGGAUAAGGAUGUUACAUACAGCACAUUGGCUCAGCACCACCAAAAAAUUCCAUACACCUGGAGUGCUGAUCUUUUCUUUGGAAAUGGGCGACUUACACCGACAAAAUUAGGAAGAAGAAGAUCAGUCUUGCAUUGCACUGGUUCAUGUGGUUUUGUCUGCUCGAUCACCAACAUGGCUGUUCAUCUCAACUUUCUUCUCCUCCUCACUGGACUCACAGGAAUUCACAGCAUAACUACAGUCAGUAAAGUGUCAGUGAAUGCUGGAAGCUCAAUUUCCAUCCCAUGUCUUUAUGACUCAAAGUACAUAAACCAUGUGAAAUACUUAUGUAAAGGAUAUUAUUGGUCAUUCUGCUCAUAUUUAGUUAAAACAAGUCAACCAAGUAGUUCAGGACAGUUUUUAAUCUCUGAUGACAAAAGCCGAAGAAUCUUCACAGUAACUAUAAAAGAUCUGACACAUGAGAACGCUGGUUAUUAUUGGUGUGCUGUGGAGAUUAAUAAAGGGGACGAUGUCAAUAAGUAUAUUUACCUGUCUGUCACCAGAGGUAUACCCAGUCUCUAUGUGAAGUAUCAGAAGUUAACAGGAUUUAAUGGAGAUAAUAUAAGCAUCAAUUGUUCCUAUACUAACACUGGAGAAACGAAGUGGUGCAGGCUGGGCAGCUCCUGUGUGACGAAGUCGUCUGGAUCAAUAGAGGGAACAAAUGUGACCAUCAGUGAAGGGGCCCCCAGUGUUUUUAAUGUGACUAUGAGUGGACUGAGGACAGAGAGCAGCGGCUGGUAUUGGUGUGCCAAAGGAGACUUACAGAUGCCAGUGCAUGUAAAUGUUACAGAGAGACCUACCACUACCACCCUUGCAACAACAAGCCAUUUAACAACCUUAUCACUCACUCCUGAGCCUGUCAGUGCUUUCGUUGAUCUAAAGCACUUCAUCAUCCCUUUGAGUUUGCUGAUCUUCAUUGUAAUGGUGACCUUGCUCAUCUGGUUUAUGGUUAAAAGACACAAACAGACCAGAGCAGAUAUAUCCGCUACAACAACGGCUAAAGAGGAAGUGACGUACAGUACUGUGAAGAAAAAGAAAAAAACUUCAAGCCAGGCUGAAGAGGAAGUAACAAACAGCAAUGUUAGGCAUAUGGGAAAAACUUCAGACGAGAGGUUAGAUGCUAAGAGUGAUGUGGAUGUGAUGUACAGCUCUGUGGUUAUUGUACGACAACAAAUUCCAAAAAUGGUUGAAGCAAAAGAUGAGGAUUUAACACAUAGCAGAGUGGCUCAGCAUCAGCAAAAUCUGUAAAUGUUACCCCUACAUCUUAUCCAUCCGUCUAUCACUGGACUCUUUUAGAUGACACUGCUGCAAUGUGUCAUCUGUUCUUUGGUUUUAAAGUAACUUAUUUAUUUAAAUUUUACUUAUCUUUUUUUUAUUUAAAAGGGUUUACAUAGGGUCUAAUAAGGUUUACAGAUUGAAGUGUCAUUGGCAAGACCCCAAAUUACUGCCGAUACUGCCAAUUGGUGUUUGAAUGUGCAUGAAUGUUUAUCUGAUGAGCAGGUGGCACCUUGUAUGAAAGCCUCAGCCACCAGUGUAUGAAUGUGUAUGUGAAUGGUACCGGUUGUGUGUAAACCGCUUUGAGUAGUCGUUAAGAUUAGAAAAGCGCUAUAUAAUGCAGCUCAAUUACAUAAGGAGAGUGAUAUGGAAGGAAUAUGAAGUUAUGUGGUUAAAGCAACAGACAAAGGGGAAAUAUUAAGAUACCUUAACCCAGAAGUUCAGUAUUUUCUGCAGACCAUUUUGUUGGUGUCUCACCAAGUCAAAAUAGUGCCCUUUAAUUGUCACUUAUUUUUUCUUCCAAACUGGCAUCCUUUUUGCUUGCUUGCAUAAAUGAUUUGCUCUUCCUUCCUCAUUUUAAUUUUAACAAUUUUUACAACAGGGCUUUGACAAGUCUUUAGGCGUAUAUCCAAUAGCCUACUACAUGUAUACUUGGGUUUACUGCUCUCACUUAUUAGGCAUAAAUUCACAAUAAGAUCCUGAUUUUCCUCUCAUUUUCCUACCUAUUUUCAGGAUGUUUAUAAAAUCAUACUGUAUAGCCUAUUAGCCACGUGUUUUAGGUUUGCUUUUUCUGUAAAUACCAUAUAGGCUCUUUUCAUUAAAAAAAAAAAAUGAUAUUGCAUGUUUGGUGAAUAAGUUGUUUGGUGAAUAAGUCAUUGAAAGUCAUUAAAAGUCAUGUAACUGAAUAAAGAUAAAUUUGCAUCGA